AUGUCUACAACAGCCAAUGAAUCCAAGAUAAGCUCAGCUGCAGACAAGAAAUUGAAACAGCUGGUGGUUGGACCACAAACGGUUUACAAAAAUGGUGUGAACGACGGUGAUACCGAUCUGCGCAAUGGCUUUAAAAUGAGAGGGACAAGCCGAAAACCGUUGUCUCGAAGUUUACCCCAAAAAAGAUACUUACCAGCUCCGACAAACAGUGACGCAAAUGAGUCAUUAAUUAGCAUGUCAAGUAACGAGGAUGAUGAAGUAACAGAAGAUGUGAUAUCACUUGUCACACCAAAAAUAGCACCAAAUUUUGGCCUAGAGCCAUUCGAUACCACGUUAGAGCCUCAAUCACUGUUUACCACAGUUCAGGAAGAUUUACAAGAAACAAAUUGGAAAAUACGUCCGUUUAACAUGGUAUAUCAUGUCACUCCAACAUUAAAUUGGCUACACAGUCGUAAUUUCAUUGGCUUUAAUAGCAACUUGGCUAAAUUAGAAAAGACACAAUGUGGCACAGCACCGGACUUUUCACCAUGCAUAUCAAUUUCACAAGCAAACACUCAAUUCGAACAAUGCUGCCGCAACAAAAUGCUUCCAGCAGGUUGUCAACAUUCCUGCAAAUAUGAUGUCAAGGAAAGUGAGAUAAGUACGAUCAUCGGUGCAAGUUUUUGCGCAGUUUUACAUAUCAUACCAAUUCUUCAGUGUGCCUCAAAUGGACGCGACAACAGUGAAUGUUGCAGGUACAAACAAGUUGCGACCAAGAGCGCAUCGCGGUGCGAAAUAUUUUGUCGUUCCGGACAAGAGAUUGCGAGAGUUGGUCUGGAACACUUGGUUUGCCGAAAAGUAAUGGAGGAAAUUAUUGCUUGCCAUUUAUCCGGUUUAAGAAAUUAG
Molecule: messenger RNA, 885 nt
Organism: Loa loa (African eye worm)
Lineage: Eukaryota; Metazoa; Nematoda; Chromadorea; Rhabditida; Onchocercidae
Exons: 7
Coding region: 1-885 (294 amino acids)
Source: RefSeq, a predicted model, not a curated record